Molecule: messenger RNA, 1440 nt
Organism: Trachemys scripta elegans
Lineage: Eukaryota; Metazoa; Chordata; Testudines; Emydidae
Exons: 5
Coding region: 103-1086 (327 amino acids)
Source: RefSeq, a predicted model, not a curated record
GCUGCAGGGGGAGGACAAGAGCUGCCGCCUGCGUGACUCUCUCCCAGGCUGGCUGGAGAGAAAAGCGGCAGUGCCCUGCAGAAGAGCCGAGACGCUGAGGCGAUGGCCACGGUCCGGGACUCAGCCAUUGUGCUGAUUUUGCUUUUCAGCUCCAGCAUGGAAGAUGCUGUAACUCAGACCCAGCCGGCAUUGUCAGGGGUGGAGCGCGAGUCCGUUUCCCUGGACUGCACUUAUGAAACUGCUGCUAGCAACUAUUAUUUGUAUUGGUACAAACAGCCCCCCGGGGAAAGCCUUAAUUUCCUUUUUCGGCAAUAUUCUGGAGGAGCAAAGAGGAAUGAGGCCGGGGAGAGAUUCUCUGUCAAUUUGGAGAAGUCCAAAAGCUCCGUCAGUCUGAGGAUCACAGCUCUGGAGUUGGGGGACGCGGCCAUGUACUUCUGCGCUUUCAGUAGAGACACGGUGUUGAAAUUCCUAGGGAGUCCUGAACAAAAACCUGACACCUCUCCGCUACUGAACCGUCCCCCACCUCCUCCAAAAUACCCAGAACCUCAUGAACCCGGUGUCAAGAAACUUCACCAUAAGAUUCUAUUCUAUCUAGGUUCCUGUAUUGCACACAUCAUUGUGGUGGCUUUCGCCCCUGAGGAUCUGGAAACAAUAUAUUUAACCAUGAAUGCUCCAGAAAUUCUGCUUUGGACAACAAUAGCAUUUCUAUCUUUGAGUUCCAGCCAGGGACAAGGCAGUGUCACCCAAACACAAGGGCAGCUGGCAAAGUUGGGGGGCCAGACUGUCACCCUGGAGUGUACUUUCUCCACUGGAUACCCGAACUAUUACUUAUUUUGGUACAGACAGCACCGAUCAGGGGCAAUGGAUUUCCUCUUCCGAAUAGAUUACAGUAACACUGAAAAGAAUGGAGCCGGGAGACGGUUUUCUGCACAAUUCAGGAAAUCGUCAAAAUUCUUCAGUUUAACCAUUAAAGAGCUAGAGCCGACGGACUCGGCGCUGUAUUUCUGUGCUCUGUGGGAAGACACUGUGAGGCGUUUAAUAGGGAGCCCUGUACAAAAACCCACCCGCUGGGCUUUCUCACCAUGAGAACCACAACUGCAGAGUAGCAUCCCCAGGCCACAGAUAGUGAGGCUGGUAUAAACCACACGACCUGACACCUUUGAAGCCUAAUUCACCAUUGCGUUACCCCAGAUUAAUGUCAGUUUACCCACAGUGAGUCUGCUCCUCAGUUGAGGUGAGUCACUGUGGGGCAGAUGGAGUCAACUGGGCCAGGUCCACCGCAGGUAUCAAUCAGCUGUUCUCCCAUUGGGGCUGGAUUCCCCUAGCUGGAGUAAACCAGCAUGGGGCCAAUGGGGUAGAUACACAAAGGCACAACACAGAGGAGCAUGCAGACAUAUGAGCACGUGCAAACACAAACAAUAGAGACAGAUAGAAACACAC